AUGCAAAUGCCGUUCUGCCCCAAGCUGUGGGAUCGGAGCCCGGUCCCGCCGGCCAACGCCAUCGCCGUCAAUGGCACGGUGGUCGUCGCCAACACCUUCGGCCUCUCCGCGCCCGGCAAGUCCACCACCCUGCGCCUCUUCAGCGGCACCCAAAUCGACCACGAGACGGGGAAGGGGAUGCUGAGCCCGGAGGCCCCGCUGAGGGGCGGCAAGAAGAGCAAGCACGGGAAGACGAGCACGACGACGUACCAUGUGACGUUCGUGGUGGACGCCGACUUCGGCACGCCGGGGGCCGUGUCCGUCCGGAACGGGAACCGCGCCGACCGCUUCUUCCUCCGCCACGUGCGGCUGGAGCUCGCCGAGGACCGGAGCAUCCACUUCGAGUGCAACUCCUGGGUGUACCCAUACAAGAAGACCGCCUCCGACCGCCUCUUCUUCGUCAACACGGUCAGAAGCUACCUGCCUUCCAAGACGCCGGAGGCGCUGGUGCUGCUGCGUGACGAGGAGCUGAGGAGCCUGCGAGGGGACGGCAAGGGAGAGCGCAAGGACUGGGAGCGCAUCUACGACUACGACCGCUACAACGACCUCGGCAACCCCGACAACCCGGAGCACGUCCGCCCGGUCGUCGGCGGCACCAGGACGCACCCCUACCCGCGCCGCUGCCGGACAGGCCGUGCCAUCAGCAACACCGACGGCGUGACGGAGACGCGCAAGCACGUGAUCAACCUGGACUUCUACAUCCCGCCGGACGAGCGGUUCAGCCCGGGGAAGCUGGCGGAGGUGCUGAAGCUGGGGGUGCAGGCGGUGACGCACUUCGUGAUCCCGGAGGCGAGGACGCUGGUCCACGGCAACGACUUCAAGUCCAUGGAGCAGCUGAGGAAGGACCUGUACAGCAGGCCCGUGCAGCCGGCGGUGGACGGCGAGGUCAUGGAGAAGCUCAAGUCCUCCGUGCCGUCCCACAAGACCUACAAGCAGGUGGCCAAGGCCGUCAAGGAGGAGCACCCCGCCAGGUUCCCCAUCCCGCAAGUCAUCCAGCAGGAUCCUGAGGCGUGGAGGAGCGACGAGGAGUUCGCAAGGGAAAUGCUCGCCGGGCUCAACCCUGUCGCCAUCAAGAGAUUACAAACGUUUCCGCCGGUGAGCAGUGGCGGGAAGAAGAGCUCGAUAACCGCCGAGCACAUCAAGAGCCAGCUUGGAGAUGUCACCAUUGAAAUGGCAAUGCAUCAGAAGAGGCUGUACAUCCUGGACCACCAUGACUACCUGAUGCCGUACCUGAGGCGCAUAAACACGCUGGGCGUGUGCAUCUACGCGUCGCGCACGCUGCUGUUCCUCAAGGCCGACGGGACCCUCAAGCCGGUCGUCAUCGAGCUGAGCCUGCCCAGCGACGGCGAGGGCGACACCGAGCUGAGCCGGGUCUUCCUCCCCGCGACCCACGGCACCGAGGGCCACCUGUGGCAGCUCGCCAAGGCCCACGUCUCCGUCAACGACUCGGGGUACCAUCAGCUCAUCAGCCACUGGCUGUUCACGCACGCGGCGGUGGAGCCGUUCAUCAUCGCGACCAGGAGGCAGCUGAGCGCCAUGCACCCCAUCCACAAGCUCCUGGAGCCGCACUUCAAGGACACCAUGCAGAUCAACACGCUGGCCAGGAGCAUACUGCUCAACGCCGGCGGCAUCCUGGAGCGGACCAUGUACCCGGGGAAGUACGCCGUGGAGAUGUCCUCCGCCAUCUACGGCGACUGGAGGUUCACCGAGCAGUCCCUGCCAAACGACCUCCUCAAGCGGGGGGUGGCCUCCAGCUCCGAUGAGCCCGGCGGCCUGACCCUGCACAUCGAGGACUACCCGUACGCCGUCGACGGGCUCGAGGUGUGGCACGCCAUCGACGGGUGGGUGCGCAGCUACUGCGCCCACUUCUACCACAGCGACAAGGAGGUGGACGGCGACGCGGAGCUGCAGGCGUGGUGGCACGACGUGCGCACCGUCGGCCACGGCGACCGGCAGGGCGACCAGGCGUGCUGGCUGGCGCUGGACACCGUCGACCACCUCGCCCAGACGCUGUCGACGCUCGUCUGGAUCGCCUCCGCGCUGCACGCGGCCGUCAACUUCGGGCAGUACGCCUACGCGGGGUUCCCCCCGAACCGGCCCACGCGGUGCCGCCGGUUCGUGCCGCUGCCGGGGUCGCCGGAGAUGACGCAGCUGGAGGCCGACCCGGAGAAGUUCUUCCUGGAGAUGGUGCCCGACAGGUUCACCGCCACGCUGGGGCUGGCGCUCAUCGAGGUGCUGUCCAACCACACCUCCGACGAAGUCUACCUCGGGCAGCGCGCCACGUCCACGUGGACGGACGACGGCCAGCUGCUGCACCUGCUGGACGGGUUCCGGGAGGACCUCCGGCGGGUGGAGAGGCGGGUGGAGGAGAGGAACAAGGACCCGCGGCUCAAGAACCGGAGGGGGCCGGUCAAGGUGCCGUACACGCUCUUGUUCCCGGACGUGGCCGGCCAGGAGAAGGGGCUCACGGGGAAAGGGAUACCCAACAGCGUCUCCAUAUGA
Molecule: messenger RNA, 2541 nt
Organism: Triticum turgidum subsp. durum (durum wheat)
Lineage: Eukaryota; Viridiplantae; Streptophyta; Magnoliopsida; Poales; Poaceae
Source: the annotation of a GenBank genome assembly